AUGGCACCGGCAGACUGCCCUCGUGACGCGUCACUAUUUGGGGCACAGCUUUCAGCAUCACCACAAGCUACUCCACGGUCGGAAACAAGCGCCCGCGGACCACCCUCUGGGACGGCAUUAAGGCGUUCACCACGCUACAGUCCAUAUCGAGCAGGUAUGUCGUACACCAGCACUUCUCAACCUUCUACACGACCGUCUGAAGCAACGAGGAGGGUGGAAUUUUCACCUCAGCCUCCAUCGUCGACACCUUCACGACCCCCGCGCUCUCUGGCCCUGGUCAGGCGAUCUCAGCCGUCCCCGGUGAAAACUGGACGUCCAUGGGACGAGAUUUGGCAGCACUACGAUGUGGAGCGUGAAAACGGAAAGAAGCACGGACGCUGCAAAUACUGUGGUAUCCUAAAGAAAAAUGGCAAGCCCAGUGGUAACCUACUAAACCACCUCAUAAAGGGUAAACAGCGCCGUAAUGUUCCUGCUCAUGUGGUGGUCUCAUUACGGCCAGCGACAUCUGCAAUGCAACCCCGUCCCAAACGUCAGGAGCUGAAGCUGAACAGUCGACCGUACCAAACCAACUGA
Phytophthora nicotianae INRA-310 is the source of this 573-nucleotide messenger RNA. RefSeq lists its product as hypothetical. The transcript has a single exon. Gene Ontology annotation, molecular function: DNA binding. Lineage: Eukaryota; Oomycota; Peronosporomycetes; Peronosporales; Peronosporaceae. The coding region runs from base 1 to 573 and encodes 190 amino acids. The record is from RefSeq and is a predicted model, not a curated record.